Messenger RNA from Lagopus muta (rock ptarmigan), 4251 nucleotides. It is a transcript of the gene TMLHE, whose product is annotated as trimethyllysine hydroxylase, epsilon. Gene Ontology annotation, molecular function: iron ion binding; trimethyllysine dioxygenase activity. Gene Ontology annotation, biological process: carnitine biosynthetic process. The record is from RefSeq and is a predicted model, not a curated record. Bases 2575 to 3837 code for a protein of 420 amino acids. Gene Ontology annotation, cellular component: mitochondrion. The transcript has 8 exons. Lineage: Eukaryota; Metazoa; Chordata; Aves; Galliformes; Phasianidae.
UAUAUGAGAAUGUUUGGCUACUGCUUGUUUUCCAGCUCGGUGUAUCUGUUUGCUCAACGCGGAGUUGCAGCUCUUUAUCUAAGAGCUUUGAAAAGUGCAGCUCGUUACUGCAGAUGAUGAUUGCAGUGAUGAAACCACGGCAGGUCGGGCAGUCCCUGUGGUCAGAGACCUGCUGGACAGACGAGGCCCGCUCUUCCUUCCUCCUGCUCUCACUUCUUCUCUCGUCUUUACUCUCCCCAGAGCCCUGUGCUGUACUUCUGAUCACAGUACAUUUGAGUUUUCUGCCUUUCCUGCAGCUCUGUUCAGCUCUGCCAUGGGUUCUGUGCGUGCUCCUGUCUCUCAUUCACCAGCUGGUGGGUUCUUGGAUAAGUUGAGACAAAUAUUUUUGGGUAUAACGUCUGCAUGGGGUCUCGUCUCCGUUUGGCAGAGGGGCAGGGUUGGAAAUUGCAGCUCUCUCCUAUCUCAAAGUCAACUUGCCUUCACGUGAAGGGUAGUUUAGUGUCCUCUCCUUCCUCCUGCCUGUUCUUUGUGAAUUUGAAGGGAAAUCUGGUCUUGGGACCUUGCAGCUGCUGCAAUUCACAGGUACUCAGGUAAGGUAUGUGUGACAUAGGCAACAUAAAGAUCAGAAGUGCAGCAGGAGGACAGGAGGAGAGAAUUAUCUGUUCACGUAACUAAUUCCAGCCAGGAGAGUGUUGUUAGCUUUUGUUAAACGAGCUCAAAGGCAAUGUAUAAAUUCUCCCUAAUUCAACAAAUUUUUUAAUGUGCUCUUAGUUCUGAUGUCUUUUGGAAAGGUUUAAUUUAUGGCUUCUCUCAGCUGUUUCUGGUGUCUGCUUCCAGGAAGAACAGCAGAGAAGCAAGAGGUCUCUGUGAUUAGAUUAAAUAUCUGGGUCACUUACCAUUACCUGUGUUUAUUCUCUGGUAAGCUUUGAUACUGGAAGAAAACAGAGAUAAAAAAGAACAUGUGCAGAAAGAGAUAACUAUGGCUGGAGCUGCCCCAGGCAGAGGCCACUUUCUAAAUGGAUUUAUGGACGAACUUUUCCUAUCAGUUUUGUGUCCUGUGCGAGGAGAUAUCAGCUGUGUGCAAACAAGGUUCUUUUUUUUCAAUCCUCUCUCAAUUGGUGGAUAUUCUUGAGAUUCAAAAGCCUAAAUGGAGUGAGUCAUCCUUCUUUCACAAAGCAGUCUUCAAGUAACGUGAGUGUUGACACUUGGUUUGGUGAGUUAACCCAGUUCUUUAAACUUUGUAAACCCAACGAUCAUUAUUGGUGACUCCUGGUUCUCUGUAGGUCCUCUUGCAGAUUUCCUUCACUUAGCCAUUAUGUAUCAAAUUUGGCUAAUUCCUUUUCCUAUAUUCAGUUUGUAAAGCAUUCUCCCAAAACUUAACAUUGGCACAAUUAGAUGCCAAAUUAUUUCUGCAAAACCUGACUUUCUGGUGUACAGUUUGUCUGCAGUGAAGAUGCUGGAGAUUCUCAGGAUGCUGCAGCUCAGUCAGCGUCUAGAAGGAGAUCCAGGAGCUUUGCAGGGCACAGGAUCAGCUAGCAGAGAUCUCGCUGUCUGCAGGUGUCAGGCAGAAAGCAAGGAGCAGCCAGCACUCUUCUGCCUGGCAUGCAGAGCAAAACAGAGCUUCUAACCUGAAUCCAGGUGAUUUGCAAGACAGCCGGAUUCCAUGCAGCCUGCUGAGGAUGGCAUAUUGCAUUUUAGCAGCCACAGAAAUCAGAACCGUUUUUCUGCAGCUCUGAAACUGUCAGUGAGUGGUACACAGGCUGAAGCCAAGCACCUUUCACAACUCAGUGACCUGCAUCUUCAUCUUUAUAAAACAAUGACCUGCAUCUUUAUCUUUAUAAAACAGUUCAUUAUCUUAUAUCAUUAUCUUUAUAAAACAGUUUCUGCUUUUUUUUCCUCUGGAAUUGACAGUCUACUUUUUUCAUACUCAGCAAAUUUUCUGGGAAUAUCCCCCUCUGUGCUGUUUUUACUGUUCUUAUUAACUUUCACCAUUUCUGCACUGAGUCACCUAUGAAGUGGAGGAGCAGGUUAGACAGCCGAGGCACCAACGUCUGUAUGCUUCAGAUAAGAAAAUGAAGGCAAAUCAGAAAAGCAGGAUAAGAAAUUCUUUCUGUGCCUGUGUCUUGUUCAGUGAUACUGCAUUUCAACGUGCUUCAGAUCAAAGCAUUGUUAAAAUUCUGCUGGAUUUAGGCCUGACCUCCAGAACUUGAUGAGCACGACAGAGCGCUUAGUGUGGCUUUGGCUUCAUGUCUUUAAACUUGCAGGAUUUUGCUUUUGUUCGUCGUCCUCAAGUGUUGUUAUGCACCAACCUCUGGAAUUCAACUUCUCAUCUCUGGUCAAAAGUUAACCGUGGCUGGUUACUCUUCCAUGCUUGCUGUGUCCUUUGGCAGUAGAAGCUCUUCCUCCUUAUUGUUCUGCAUACUUUUUCUAGAACUGACCUGAUUACUUGAUUCCUCUAUUACUUGCUUUCCUAACCAAGGUCACUUUUCUCCGUUUCCCUGAGGAUUACAGCUCUGUCCAGCAAGGGGGAAUUCAGCUUGGGGAAGACCAGAGAAAGGACAAGUCUUGCUGCAGAUGAGGAUGUGGUGCCGGAGGCUGGCCUGCCUGCUCAGCGUGCCUUGCCAACACACCAGACGUCACUUGCUGGGGCUGUCCUGCGGCAGGAGGACCUUCACUGCUGCUGUGGCUCGCUGGCAUCACACAGCCCCAGAGUCCCUCAGCUGUGCCUGGCAGUUACACGGUGAUCAUUUAGAGCUCAGGUAUGCAAACACCUUGAUGCGCUUUGAUUUCGUCUGGCUGCGGGACCACUGCCGCUCAGCUUCCUGCUACAACGCCAAGACAAACCAGCGCAGCUUGGACACGGCCAGUGUGGACCUCAGCAUCAAGCCCAAGGCUGUCCGAGUGGAUGAGACCACGCUUUUCCUCACAUGGCCAGAUGGACAUGUUACACGGUAUGGGCUGCAGUGGCUGGUGAAGAACAGCUACGAGGGGCAGAAGCAGCAGGUCAUGCACCCACGGAUCCUCUGGAAUGCAGAAAUCUACCGCCAAGCCCAGGUCCCCUCUGUUGACUGCCGGAGUUUCCUGGAGACGGACGAGGGGCUGAAGGAGUUCCUGCAGAACUUCCUUCUGUAUGGGAUUGCUUUUGUUGAGAAUGUCACUCCCACCAAAGAGGACACACAAAUCUUAGCAGAAAGGAUCAGUUUAAUCAGGGAGACCAUCUAUGGCAGAAUGUGGUACUUCACCUCUGAUUUCUCCCGGGGCGACACUGCCUACACAAAACUGGCUCUGGAUCGGCACACUGACACAACCUACUUCCAGGAGCCCUGUGGCAUCCAAGUGUUUCACUGCCUCAAGCAUGAGGGGACAGGAGGGCGUACACUGCUGGUGGAUGGCUUCUAUGCAGCGGAGCAGGUUCUCCGGCAAGCACCUGAUCAGUUUGAGCUGCUAAGUAAGGUGCCACUGAAGCAUGAGUACAUUGAGAAUGUGGGAGAUUGUCACAACCACAUGAUCGGAGUUGGGCCAGUCCUCAACGUCUAUCCCUGGAACAAUGAGCUUUACCUGAUCAGAUACAAUAACUAUGACCGUGCAGUCAUCAACACUGUGCCUUAUGAUGUUGUGAAUCGUUGGUACACUGCUCACCGCACACUCACCACUGAGCUCAGGAGACCAGAAAAUGAACUGUGGGUCAAACUGAAGCCAGGCAAGGCGCUGUUCAUCGAUAACUGGCGUGUGCUGCAUGGGCGGGAAGCCUUCACGGGGUACCGCCAGCUGUGCGGCUGCUACCUGACAAGAGAUGAUGUGCUCAACACCGCUCGCCUGCUGGGGCUGCAAGCUUAGCCUGGUCAUCUGCUGUGCAGAGGCAGACAGAGCUCCGUGCUGGUGCGUCACCACAACCACGUUGCACAUACCUCAGACACCUCCGCCCUCUCUGAGCAGUUCUCUCUCUGCCCGUGUGGGAGAGGGAGCAGGUGGAAGCCAAAGGUUAUGGGAGCUUUAUGGGACUGUAUUCUGCCUUUCUCUGAGCUUGGUCAGCUCUCACUGUCUGUGCACUCAGCCUGGCCUUCUCAGCCGGCCGCUUUGUCUCGGCUCCAGUGAACUGGGGCUGAUCACACUAUGAGAAGUGCUCCUCCAAUCAAGUGCCUUCAGAAUCUGAAAUCUUUUUCUCCCUGUUUGGUCUUUUAUGUCAGUCACCACAUUUGUUUAUUUGGCAUAACUGAGCAGAAUGGAUAUAUCUGGGAUCUUGUUUUACCU